Molecule: messenger RNA, 3946 nt
Organism: Acanthopagrus latus (yellowfin seabream)
Lineage: Eukaryota; Metazoa; Chordata; Actinopteri; Spariformes; Sparidae
Product: clathrin interactor 1-like
Exons: 12
Coding region: 189-2159 (656 amino acids)
Biological process (GO): endocytosis
Cellular component (GO): plasma membrane; clathrin vesicle coat; endosome
Molecular function (GO): phospholipid binding; clathrin binding
Source: RefSeq, a predicted model, not a curated record
GGCAGAGGACGACGUUUCCGUAGCAACUGGAGCCGGACCGUUACCCGCAGCGGCCGCUGUACUGACGGAGCUCGUCGAGGAGUACGGGGGGGACAGCCGUCGGUAACCGGAGACCACCUGUGUUGCGGGGCGUAGAGACACGGGGGCGACGCAGUAUCGACGCGGGGAGCCCGCAGUUCCGUGCGGAGAUGCUGAAUAUGUGGAAAGUCAGAGAGCUGGUGGACAAAGCCACCAAUGUGGUGAUGAACUACUCAGAGAUCGAGUCCAAGGUGAGAGAGGCCACCAAUGACGACCCCUGGGGACCCUCCGGACAGCUGAUGGGAGAAAUAGCCAAAUCUACCUUCAUGUAUGAGCAGUUCCCAGAGGUGAUGAACAUGCUGUGGACCAGGAUGCUGAAAGACAACAAGAAGAACUGGAGACGAGUCUACAAGGCUUUACUGCUGCUGGCCUAUCUGAUCAGGAACGGGUCUGAAAGAGUCGUCACCAGUGCCAGAGAACACAUCUACGACCUGCGAUCUCUAGAAAACUACCACUUCAUUGAUGAAAAUGGUAAGGAUCAGGGCAUCAAUGUACGUCAGAAGGUGAAGGAGAUGGUGGAGUUCGUCCAGGAUGACGACAGACUGAGAGAGGAGAGGAAGAAGGCGAAGAAGAACAAAGAUAAAUACAUUGGAGUCUCCUCUGACAGUAUGGGAGGAGGAGGAGGAGGGGGAGGAGGAGGAGGAGGAGGAGGAGGAGGAGGGAGCAUUAAGAACUCCACUGAGUUGGAUCGGAGUAAGUGGGAUGAGGACUGGGAUAAGAGCAGAGGAGCUUUCCCCUUCAGCGAGAAGCUCGGAGAGAUCAGUGACAAAAUCGGCAGCACAAUUGACGACACGCUCAACAAGUUCAGAAAAAAGGAACGAGACGACUCACCCGACAGAAUCAGUGACAAUGAGGAGGACCGAGCAUCAAGAAACGGUAGGCAGGAAACACUUGAGUUCAAAGAUGAGGAAGAAACUGUCACAACGAAGAGCAUCCAGAUCACACAAGCAACAGAAACCACAACUACCACCACGCGGAAACGCAGCGGAGCAACAAACAGCAAGACUCUGGACCUGGGUGCUGCAGCUCACUACACCGGAGACAGGAGCCCGGAGGAGAAGUCGUCAGUCAGGCAAUCUUCCAGUAGCGGCCUCGCUGACCUGUUAGUGAUUGAUCCUUCACUCAAUCAGAGCACUGCAGCAGGUGGAAGUUCAGACCUUAUUGGUGGCUUUGCUGACUUCUCUUCGCCUGCGGCCUCUGCCAGCCUCCCGACCUCCACUGCUGCUCCUUCAUCCAAUGGAAACGGAGAAUUUGGAGACUGGAACGCCUUCUCGGCCAACCCAUCAACUUCGUCUGGCUCGGGUCCCUCCCAGCCCGUCACCGACCUGUUUGGUGGCGUGCAGUCACCCACAGCCUCCAACCCCACCCCUGUCCCACCAUCCGCCGAGCUCUUUGACCUGAUGGGAGGAGUUAAUCAUCAAAUAACCAAUCCACAUACAACACUGAGUGCCUCUCAGAGCUUGACUUUCUCUCUGGGAGGGGCGACGCCCACAAUGCCUCUUUCUCGUUCUCAGCAGAGCUUGGGAGGAAUGCCAACUCAGCAGGCUGGGCAACAGCAGAAAGUUGGUGUUGGAGGUCAGGGGUCAUUAGGUUCGACCUGGUCCGACCCCUCCGUCAACAUCAGCCUGGACUUCCUGUCAGCAGGCCUCAACCCCACGAAGACACCGCCCACCCUCAACAACAUCAUCCAGCAACAAGGAGUGCCUCCCGUCAACCUGCUGGCCCAGAACUUUGGAGGACUGAACCUCAGCUCCCCGCCCCACGUGACACCCAUUAGACCACCAGCCAAUCCCAUGAUGGCAGGCAAUGCCAUGACGAUGGGCAUGCCAGCCUCCCUGGCAGCAAAUAUGCCCCCUUCAAUGACCACGGGUACCAUGGGGAUGGGGGGAAUUCCUGCAAACCAAGGCAUGAUGGGAAUGAACAUGAGCAUGAAUAUGGGCAUGGCCACUCCAGUGAUGAUGGGUGGUAUGGCUGGCAUGGGAGUGCCAGGAGUAGGGAUGGGCCUCACACACCCCAUCAGCCCAGCCAUGGUUCCACCCAAACAAGAUGCCUUUGCUAAUUUUGGCAGUUUUGGGAAAUGAAGGAGUGAAAAUAUCUGUGUGUGUGUGUGUGUGUGUGUGUGUGUGUGUGUGUGUGUGUGUGUGUGUGUGUGUGUGUGUGUGUGAAAGGGAGAGAGAGACAGAGAAUGAGAGUGUGAGUAUGCAUGUCUGACAUUAUGAGAGUUUGAACCACUGAAGGACUGCUGUACUUGAAGACAACCUUGCAUGUUUCUCUUUCUGCUUCUGCACUCCUGGGCGAGUGGGCAUCAGUGGUCGUUCACCAUGACCGUGGAGGCGGGGCAGAUCGCCCACUGGUGCCCCUCACCUCGAGGUAAUUUGGUGUGUGAAAUGAUGUCACACAGAGGACACCCUAAGAGCAGUGAAGGUGUCAACCCACAGCCUCCAGUCAUUACUUUCCUGUGGGGAAAGGAUCCUCAUCUUACCCUGUUUUUAUAUGUGAGCUACAGUAUAACCCCAUCAGUACAAAAAACACUGCAAAACAUUUUUCUCUGUGACUCAAAUCAGAGUGGCAUUUCUGCCUUAAUUCCGCAUUGUAGCCUGAAACAUGUUUUAUAAAAUUUUAACCAAAUUCAACCACAAAAUUUAAGCCAUCACAUUAUUGCCAUGGGGUAUCUCAAUUUCUUCCCUCGCUCCUUGUGCAAAUAGUGUAACAGUUACAGUAUCUGGAGUAUCUGGAGUCUAUGCUGGAGUCCUCCAGCAGAGGGCAGGAUGGGUGUAUCUGUGGAGAUAACACUGAAUGGUCGUACUUAUCCUUGAGCCAUAUUAGAGUGUAGAACUGCAUAUUACAUCCCUCUUCUUCUGUUUUUAUCAGGCUUGUAGCAGUUCACAUGAACUCAGUGUGCAUUAGGACAGAUUGAGUGAAACCUUGAACUGCUCAGAACAAAUGUACCUAAAAUACUGUCGGCUCUUUAUAUCACAAUUAAUUUUUUACUGUUUAAAUGCAUCUUGUCCUCUACUUUCCAUUCUUCCACUCUUUCAGAUUAAUGCUAAAUAAAGGGGUCAGUCAGUAUUUCAUUGAGAGCAUUAUAUAGUGAUAUUUUCUCUUUAUUUCUGACCCACGUAGAUUUAUUCUGCUUCUGCAUAAAAACACUGUUUAUGGAUGAAAGGUUCACAAUACUGUCUUUAUAAAGAGUAUUUUCCAACUGGCUGUGAGAAAAGAAGGUAAACAAUUGUUGCGAUCCACAAGACUGAACAUCACAUUCCUCUAAAUAUCUUCAAUGUUCACGCUGAAUUUUUGGGACAACCCAACAAUGUCAAGUAUUAUUUUGCCAGCAAACAUUUUCACCACGCAGCUCACCUGGAGGUCUCUUGGUGGUUGAGGGUUGCAUAUCUGUAGGUUUACUAGAAAAUAACUACAUGGAUUAAUUUAAUCUGAGGAUUUUAUUUUCAUUAGUUGAGUUUAAAUAAUGAUUUUCAUGUCUAGCUGAGACCAAUCUAAAGGGUUUUUGGGGUGAAGUGUGAGAUGUGUGAGAAAAGAGUGAAUGAGUGUGUGUGACUUUGUGUAUGGGUAUAGUUCUCUGUUUGAUGUGCAGACACAGCUAAGCAAAGCCUCUUGUCAUUUUCUGGGGCACUGCACUCCAAAUGACCAAAUCUUUAUUUUGUUACUCUCAGAAGGAUGAUUCCAUAGCUAUUAGUUUAAUAUUUUUAUUAGUUUACUUCUAAGGUUAUGUUCAAAUGGGAGAGCUACUAAUAACAUAAUUUAGUUGACGGGAAUCAUGUUUGUGUCUUUUUCAGUACAGCUCGUUUCAUUUGAUUGUACUCUAUAUUUUCUGUACUUCAUUCAACAUUAAAUUAAAUUAUAACAUUAA